Kogia breviceps (pygmy sperm whale) is the source of this 5520-nucleotide messenger RNA. It is a transcript of the gene CCNT2, whose product is annotated as cyclin T2. The record is from RefSeq and is a predicted model, not a curated record. Gene Ontology annotation, biological process: regulation of transcription by RNA polymerase II; positive regulation of DNA-templated transcription, elongation. Gene Ontology annotation, molecular function: cyclin-dependent protein serine/threonine kinase activator activity. Gene Ontology annotation, cellular component: nucleus; cyclin/CDK positive transcription elongation factor complex. Lineage: Eukaryota; Metazoa; Chordata; Mammalia; Artiodactyla; Physeteridae.
AAUGUGACCAAUUCUUAAAUUUUAGUACAACUCUCAUGUGUUUAACAUCAUUUUGUCUGACUAACAUUUUAAGUAACUAUAAUUUGCAUCUUACUCCAUUUUUAAAAUGUUCUUUCAUGUUUGGUAUAUUUUUUUCCUUUGCCCCUAAAACCACUUUCAGCUAACAAAAGAACAUUUUCCCUACAUUCUUCUCUGUUGCAAUGACUUUUACUAGGUUACUGAAUUUACAUAUGUUCUGAGGUGAAAACUGCAAUAGCAAUUUAAACUUAUUUUUACUUACUUUUCUAUAUGUUUAGAUUCUUUCGUGGGUGGGGGUGAGGGUAAAAGGUUUGAGUUCUUUGAAGUUCUCCCCUGCCUCCAACCUCUGGAGAUGAGAAAGUUAUUAUGCUACUUUGCUGCAGGAUUGGCUGAUGUCAUUUUACAGGGACCUUUCAUUUCUGUGAUUUCUCCUUCCCUCCCCACCAGGAAAGAAUGCCAUACUUAAGUCACACUGCCUCCAAGACAUCUGAUGCUUUGACACUCUUCCUUAGCACAACUCUGCUAAACCCAAAUCCCUUUUGUAAACCUUUAUGUUGAUGAUCCACAUGGGGCAGCGGGGAAUUACAGGUGCCACAAAUAAAAAUAGGAGAGGGCAAGGAAUUUGAGACCUGUUAGAGGGGGUGAGCUGAGGUGAACUGAUCCUAGGUGAGCAGAGAGGAAAGGUAUGUCAGUGAUUAUGAAUGUAACUGGGGAAAGGGGGGAGACUAUAGCAGAAGCAUCCCUGUUGGGAAGAAUAAGAAGCAGAAGAAGGGAGAGGGGAACUGUUUUCAAUUUCAGUGUUUCAAGAAGCUAGUUGUUAAAAAUUGCUUUUCUAUUGAGGACCAGUAUUGAAGCAUCCUGAUUCCCUCUAGAGUACUUGUAUCUUUUCUAACGUUAUGGUUAACUGGAUUAUAUAAUUUAAAAAUAAUACAGCGGUGUUUUCUAUAUCUACAUCCUUAUGAUGUUUCUAGGUUGUUUAUUCUCUGUUGAUGCUUAGUAGCAUGAUGAAAAACUGAGCAGUUUGUGCUCUCUGAGUUUGGGGGUUGGGGGUUUGUUUUUGUUUUUUCUUUUGGUGGAAGUACUUAAACCAACUUAAAUAUGAUGACUGAGGAUUAAGUCUGGCAGGCAACUCUUUGUAUUUUGUAUUAGACUUCAAAAUCUUUUCUUCUUCUUCUUCUUUUUUUUUUUAAAUCCAGGAGAAUGCUUUAUUGCAACUUUUAGCUGACUAGAUGCUUAACUUAGUAACAAGUUUAGCCCUUGUAACUGGCUAGCUAAAAGCAAAUCGGCUUGUUUCUCAGAUCUUUGGGGGAUAGCAAGAAACAUUUGAGUGAAUGUUGUUGAAGAUUUUCAGUAGUAUAGAAAAUGAUGGCGCUCUUGUGAUAUUUCAAGCAAGGAUUUGGCACAGACAUCCUAUUUCAUGGCUACCAACAGUCUGCAUCUUACAACCUUCUGUCUUCAGUAUAAACCAACAGUGAUAGCAUGUGUAUGCAUUCAUUUGGCUUGCAAAUGGUCCAAUUGGGAGAUUCCCGUGUCAACUGAUGGAAAACAUUGGUGGGAAUAUGUGGAUCCUACAGUUACUCUGGAAUUACUAGAUGAGUUAACACAUGAGUUUCUACAAAUAUUGGAGAAAACGCCUAGUAGGUUGAAGAGGAUUCGGAACUGGAGGGCUAAUCAGGCGGCUAAGAAACCAAAAGUAGAUGGACAAGUAUCAGAAACACCACUUCUUGGUUCAUCUUUGGUCCAGAAUUCCAUUUUAGUAGAUAGUGUUACUGGUGUGCCUACCAACCCAAGUUUUCAGAAACCAUCUACAUCAACAUUCCCUGCACCAGUACCUCUAAAUUCAGGAAAUAUUUCUGUUCAAGACAGCCAUGCAUCUGAUAAUUUGUCAGUGCUAGCAACAGGAAUGCCAAGUACCUCAUAUGGUUUGUCAUCACACCAAGAAUGGCCUCAACAUCAAGAGUCGGCAAGGACAGAACAGAUAUAUUCACAGAAACAGGAGACAUCUUUGUCUGGUAGCCAGUACAGCAUCAACUUCCAGCAGGGACCUUCUGUAUCACUGCAUUCAGGAUUACAUCACAGACCUGACAAAAUUUCUGACCAUUCUUCUAUUAAGCAAGAUUAUACUCAUAAAGCAGGAAGCAGUAAACACCAUGGGCCAAGUUCUGCUACUCCUGGAGUAAUUCCUCAGAAAAUGUCUUUAGAUAAAUAUAGAGAAAAACGUAAGCUAGAAACCCUUGAUCUGGAUGCAAGGGAUCAUUAUAUAGCUGCCCAGGUAGAACAGCAACACAAACAUGUACAGUCCCAGGCAGCCAGCAGCAGUUCUGUAACCUCUCCCAUUAAAAUGAAAAUUCCCAUUACAAAUGCUGAAAAACCUGAAAAAUAUAUGGCAGAUAAGAAGGAAAAGAGUGGAUCACUGAAAUUACGGAUUCCAAUACCACCCACUGAUAAAAGUGUCAGUAAAGAAGAACUGAAAAUGAAGAUAAAAGUUUCUUCCUCAGAAAGACACAGCUCUUCUGACGAAGGCAGCGGGAAGAGCAAGCACUCAAGCCCGCAUGUUAGCAGGGACCACAAGGAGAGGCACAAGGAGCACCCUCCCAGCCGCCACCACCCCAGCGGCCACAGGUACUCGCACUCGUGCGGUGGCAGCAGCAGUGCUGGCAGCAAGCACAGUGCUGAUGGGGCACCACCCACUGUUCUCAGGAGUCCUGCUGGCCUGAGCAGUGAUGGCAUUUCCUCUAGUUCCAGCUCUUCGAGGAAGAAGCUGCAUAUCAAUGAUGCAUCUCACAACCAUCACUCCAAAAUGAGCAAAAGUUCCAAAAGUUCAGGUAGUUCAUCUAGUUCUUCCUCCUCUGUUAAGCAGUAUGUAUCCUCUCACAACUCUGUUUUUAACCAUCCCUUACCCCCUCCUCCCCCUGUCACAUACCAGGUGGGCUACGGACAUCUCAGCACCCUCGUGAAACUGGACAAGAAGCCAGUGGAGACCAACGGUCCUGAUGUCAAUCACGAGUACAGUACAAACAGCCAGCAUAUGGACUACAAAGACACAUUCGACAUGCUGGACUCGCUGUUAAGUGCCCAAGGAAUGAACAUGUAAUCAUUUGUUUAGGUCAAUUUUUCCUUUACUUUUUUAAUUUAAAAAUUGUUAGAAUGGAAAACUUCCUCCUGAUCUAGCAGUGGUAACACCUGCUGUUACUGCCACUGCUUCAAUAUUUGUAAGUGCUGCUUUAUUCUUCAUUCUGAAAAGAAGAGAUUAUAGUAAACAAGUCUUUAUCUCCACAUAUGAUAGUGUUAUAAAUACUGUAAAAGCAUGGAAGGUGCAAAACUCAGUAUUUCAACAAUUGCAGCUAAGAACAUUAGGGUGAAUGGCUGGCUGCUUCUAGGAAUAUAAGAUGCCUCAAGCAUUCGUUUAUUUAUAAUUUGAAUACUGUAGCUAUUUUUUGUUGUUGCUUGGCUUUUGAAUGAGUGUAAAUUGUUUUCUUUUGUGUAUUUAUACUCGUAUGUAUGAUUUGCAUGUUUCAAUGAUAAAGGGAUAAAACAGUAUACUGACAACUGUUUACAAGAAAGUGGAGAAAAAUGUACAUACAUUUUUGUAUGUUUAGAUAUUACCAUAAAUACUCAGGAUUGGAGCUGCUUGUAAGUAUAACAAUAUACAGAAUAACUUUAUUUUAUCUUGUCAGAGUCCAUCACUAAUCUAAAACAAAGGUGGCACUUUUUCAUGUUAACCUUAAACUCUAGGCCUUACUGGAAGCCACUGAAGGGGGACACUUCACUACCAGAUGGGUAUGCAGUGCCACAGAUGGUCAUGUACACUGUGAGGCCCUGAUUCUGCCUUCAGAAGUUCUGACCAGAUUGGCUGCUGAAAUAGCCCCUAAUUUUCUGAAGGCUUGAAGAGGAAAAAAAUAAAGUUUACAUACUCUUGAUGUGAAGUGCAUUUAAGUGUUUGUUGGCUUGUUGCAGUACUAUAAACACAGAGCUGUUAAUAAUGGUUAUGUAGAUUACUGUGAUUUGAAAACUAAAUUCACAAAAACUUACAUUAGUGAAGAAUUAGUAAGUCUUUUUCUUAAAUAGAGAACUUUAACACUACGUAUUUUAACAGUAAACAGGAAUCGCUUUUCCUUUAGCGUUCAGAAGGACACCGUGUCCUUAAACAUACUCCUCCCCUGAAACGUGUUUGUGUGUGAUGCCAUAUUUCUUUUUCAGGUAAAUGCAGUCUUCCUUAUAAAAAUGAAAUUAAACUUAUUGCUCUUUCAGUUCUUUUAUAUUCUAACAAUAAAUAAAACAAAAAGAUCACUGACUGUGCAUUGUACCUGUAUUUAUAGCUUAUGGUUGUUAACAGGAAGCUCACUGAGAAAAAAAAAGGUAAGCCUCCAGGUAAACAGCUAGUGGAGGUUUUACAUUUGUUUGCACAUCUCAGUAUAUUCCUGUUGAAGUCAAGUUUGCACAGUCUUCUGACUUCAGAACAAAUGAUAGACUUUAACUUGUUUAAAAUUUGUCUUAAAUGCCGGUAACAUGGCUCUGGUUUAUCAGCUAAUCUUCAAUUCUGUGGUAAAUCUUUGGGCUGUUGAGUAUCUUUGAGAUAGGUUGAAUUCAACUUCUGUUGAAUUGAAAACUGUCUUAAUUUUUCCUCUAUGUAUAUGAAUUAUUUUUGUUACAAAGCCACUGAUACGUGCACAAUUGUAAUUUUACUCAAGUAUGUUGCAGUUGUAAAUAUUAGAGAGUUUAAUCUCAUGCUCUACUCUUAUUUAGCAAUUACCUGAUUUGCCAGUAGCUUUAUAAUUUUUUUUUAAAAGAUAAUUGUUCAUUAUUUUGUCAAUGUUAUUUGAACUUAGGAUACUGGAUACUAGGAUCCUCUUUCUAGGGACUUUGCCUAGCUAGCAUGUCCUAACUUUGUUCUUGUCUGGCAUAACUUUAGUAAUCUUUGUCAUUACAUGUAACUUUGUUACUCUGUAUGGCAUAUUAUUGUAUCCAUAAACAUGGUAAUUUUGAUACAGUUAUACUUUUACAGUGGUACAUAAUCCAAGGACUAGUAUAGAAUUAAGAUGAGUGCAAGAUGAGGGAGGGAAGGGUUUUGUUCUUGGUAAUUUAGAUGUGAAACCUCUAAGGAGCUAUCAUGUGAAAUGACGUAGGGUGGUUGUGCUACUGUAUAAUUGGGGUGAUAAUACCAGGAAUUUUAAUAAGAUUUUGUAAAGAAUAUCCAGAAAAGUAGUGAACUUAUUUUCAGUAUGACAUAGAAAACAAUGUGAAUAUUUAAGGUCUGUGACUAUACUUCACUAAGAAUUUGCAGAAUUGUUUUGAGAUGUGAGAAUAAAGGUAAUUUUGUUGAAUCUUUAUUGGUGCUAAUGAUGGACAGUUAAAAGGGUAGCUAGUGUAUAUUGUUAUGGGUCAGUACUUAUUAGUACUUCCAAAAUUGAAUUUGAAAUGCUAUGUAUUCACUUUUCACUCUGUAAAUGUAAUUCUUUACAAUGACUUUAUUUAUUAAAGGGCAGCCAGUUGUAAUUUUUA